CCGCCGUUCCCCUCCGCGGCGUCGGGCUCCCGCGGCUCUCGGUGGUGCCGCCGUCGCACACCUGGGUUUCCUGCUGGCCGGCCGCACGGAUGGCCCCCUGACCGAGCCCGAGCGGGGAGCGGCGGGCGGGCGGGCGCCGCGGCCCAGGCCCUGCUCGGCGGGCGGCGUGCGGGUCGCGGCCUCUUUGUCUCCAGGGCGGCGGGCGCGGCGGCGGGGCUCGGGGCGGAAGUCCCGCCGCGCUCCUGGAGCCCCGGGCCGCAGCGGCCGCGCCAUGAGCGACAUCCGCCACUCGCUGCUGCGCCGCGACGCGCUGAGCGCCGCCAAGGAGGUGCUGUACCACCUGGACAUCUACUUCAGCAGCCAGCUGCAGAGCGCGCCGCUGCCCAUCGUGGACAAGGGCCCGGUGGAGCUGCUGGAGGAGUUCGUGUACCAGGUGCCCAAGGAGCGCGGCGCGCAGCCCAAGAGAUUGAAUUCACUCCAGGAGCUCCAACUUCUUGAAAUCAUGUGCAAUUAUUUCCAGGAGCAAACCAAGGACUCUGUCCGGCAGAUUAUUUUCUCAUCCCUUUUCAGCCCCCAAGGGAACAAAGCCGAUGACAGUCGGAUGAGCUUGUUGGGAAAACUGGUCUCCAUGGCAGUGGCUGUGUGUCGAAUCCCAGUGUUGGAGUGUGCAGCCUCCUGGCUUCAGCGGACGCCUGUGGUCUACUGUGUGAGGCUGGCCAGGGCCCUCGUGGAUGACUACUGCUGCCUGGUGCCAGGCUCCGUGCAGACGCUGAAGCAGAUAUUCAGCGCCAGCCCUCGCUUCUGCUGCCAGUUCAUCACUUCCGUCACUGCGCUUUACGACCUGUCGUCAGAUGACCUCAUCCCACCGCUGGACUUGCUUGAAGUGAUUGUCACCUGGAUUUUUGAGGACUCAAGGUUGAUUCUCAUCACUUUUUUAAAUACUCCGAUUGCAGCCAAUCUCCCAAUAGGAUUUUUAGAACUCACCCCGCUCACUGGACUGAUUCGCUGGUGUGUGAAGGCCCCUCUGGCUUAUAAAAGAAAAAAGAAGCCUUCCUUAUCCAAUGGCCACGUCACCACCAAAGCUGCCCAGGACUCGGGAGGGAUGGACAGAGACUCCCACCUCUUGUACUCAAAACUGCAUCUCAGCAUCCUGCAGGUGCUCAUGGUGCUCCAGGUGCACCUAACCGAGAAGAAUCUCUACGGGCGCCUGGGGCUGAUCCUGUUUGACCACAUGGUCCCGCUGGUAGAGGAGAUCAACAGACUGGCAGAUGAACUGAACCCCCUCAAUGCCUCCCAGGAGAUCGAGCUCUCUCUGGACCGCCUCGCACAGGCUUUGCAGGUGGCCAUGGCCUCCGGAGCCCUGCUGUGCACAAGAGAUGAUCUGAGAACCCUGUGCUCCAGGCUGCCUCAUAAUAACCUGCUGCAGCUGGUGAUCUCGGGCCCCGUGCAGCAGUCGCCACACACCGCGCUGCCCCCCGGCUUCUACCCGCACAUCCACACGCCCCCGCUGGGCUACGGGGCCGUGCCUGCCCACCCCGCCGCCCACCCCGCCCUGCCCACACACCCCGGGCACACCUUCCUCUCGGGAAUGACGUUUCCGUUCAGGCCCAUCCGCUAGGCCUGCCCGCCUGCUGCCGCGUGGCACUGUGCCUUCUGCGCGGGUGGAGGGCCUUGCAGAGCGGGGGGCGACCCCACAGAAGAGGACCUUCGGGAGGCAGCCGGGAGGCCCCUCCUCACCAGCCUGGCUGUCUUGGGGCAGAAGUUUUGUGAUGUCACAGGCCUGGUGCCUCCUACCUGGUCACAUUCGGGAGCGCCCAGUCCGGGUAGAAGAGGAAGUGUCCUGCCCUCCGCAGAGCGAUGUGGGCAUCUUCAGAAGGUGCCGCUCCUGAGAGCCUGUUGUCUCGUGUGUCGUUUCAGAUGCACACGCUCUGAGCCUGUGCUGCUGGGGACACGGGUGUGCGAGGCGGCAUUUGCACGUCCACUUGUCUGCUUCUCUCCUUGCGAAGAGAUGUGUCCCUGCACGAA
This is a messenger RNA of Molossus molossus (Pallas's mastiff bat), 2025 nucleotides long. RefSeq names its product chromosome unknown C7orf26 homolog (gene INTS15). Lineage: Eukaryota; Metazoa; Chordata; Mammalia; Chiroptera; Molossidae. The record is from RefSeq and is a predicted model, not a curated record. The coding region runs from base 272 to 1618 and encodes 448 amino acids. The transcript has 6 exons.